CAAAAACUACACAAUAAAUUUGUAGCUUGACGACCAUCCUAAUGCAAUCCCAGGAGCCAUAUCUAACUUUUUGCCUUUUUUUCAUUUUCGGUUAAAGGAGAGGGAGAGAGACAGAGACAGAGACAGAGAGCCAAUAAUAGUGCCACAUUUCCCAUCAUUGUCACUGUGUGACGCUAUCCUACAUUAUACAGUUUUCCUUUGUCAAGCUAACCUACAUUAUACAGUUUUCCUUGAAUUUCUGUCGUUUGCGUCUAUAACCAUUAACACACAGCCCCAUGAUUUUACAAAUAUAGAAGCCCUUCAUUUUAGCUUUAGUCUCUGUCUCUCCUCUGUAUGCGACUCUGUUUCUGUGCCUGUGACUGUGAGCGCGUGGGAAGAAGAAAGAGAGAGAAAGAAGAGAGAUGGCGGGGAGGUACUUGUGUUACAGGGAUGUUCUUCCCUUUACGACCAUGGUAACAAUGGAGUGCAUGAACGUGGGUUUAAACACACUGUUCAAAGCAGCAACCUUGAAAGGGAUGAGCUACCAUGUCUUCGUUUUUUAUGCUUAUUCUAUUGCAGCUUUUAUCUGCUUUCCUGCUCCCUUUAUCUCCCGCAGAUCAAGAGUACUUCCUCCUCUCAAUUUCUCCAUAAUGAGCAAAAUUGUUCUUCUUGGUCUUGUUGGGAGUUCAUCUCAGAUCAUGGGGUAUACAGGAAUCAAUUACAGCUCUCCCACGCUUGCUUCAGCCAUCAGCAACCUAGUGCCUGCUUUUACUUUCAUCCUUGCUGUCAUUUUCAGGAUGGAAAAAGUAGUCCUCAGAAGAAAAAGCAGUCAGGCUAAAAUAUUGGGCACUGUAGUUUCAAUAACAGGUGCAUUUCUGGUGACACUUUAUAAGGGCCCUCCAAUUGUUAGAUUUCCAUCACCAUCCCUUUCACUGCAUCAACCUCCAUCAAACCAAGUGCAUUCAAAUUGGGCCAUUGGUGGCCUUUUACUUACUGCUGAAUAUAUUUUGGUCCCACUUUGGUACAUCAUUCAGGCACAGAUAAUGAAAGAGUACCCAAAUGAACUAACUGUGAUCUUCUUCUACAAUCUGUGUGUGAGCCUCGUUGCUGGAGUUGUGUGUUUGAUCACAGAAACAAAUCCAAAUGCUUGGAAAUUGAGGCUGGAUAUAGCAUUACUUUCUGUUGUGUGCUCAGGAAUCUUUGGGUCAUUCUUGAACAAUACUGUUCACGCAUGGGCUUUGCGCUUGAAAGGUCCUGUAUUUGUAGCAAUGUUCAAGCCUCUAUCCAUUGCCAUUGCUGUUGCUCUGGGGGUCUUGUUCCUUGGUGAUACACUGUAUCUUGGAAGUCUAAUUGGAGCAACAAUAAUAUCAGUUGGAUUUUAUACUGUGAUGUGGGGUAAAGCCAAAGAAGAGAUGGCUGAAGACUCUGAAGUUCAUAGCCUAGAAUCGCUACCUACUCACAAGGUGCCACUGUUGCAAAGCUGCAAACAUGAAAAUUUGUAGAGUAAAUACUUGAAAAUGUGUGAAAAUCAGGUUAUAAGACUUUCAACGCCUGUUUGUAUUAUAGUGUAUGUAAAUGUUUGUUUGUAGUUGGAGAAAAGAGAGAGGUGGGAAGAGAAAGAUCUAUAAAAGGCAAAAACUUUUCGCCCAAAUCCAAUUUCAAGCAGGAAAACAACAAAUGGAAUACAUUUACCCAAUCGAAGGUUGGACCGGCAGUCCUCCAGAAUUCAGGGUAGAGAGAGAGAGAGAUUUCGUAUUGUAUGGGGCUAUGACCCGGUAAUUAAGCUAAUGUACAAUAUUAUAUUCAAUAGGAAGGUUGGAUAAAUUAGCAACUUGAUAUUUAUUUA
Ziziphus jujuba (common jujube) is the source of this 1825-nucleotide messenger RNA. RefSeq names its product WAT1-related protein At3g28050-like. The coding region runs from base 402 to 1481 and encodes 359 amino acids. The transcript has 7 exons. Gene Ontology annotation, cellular component: plasma membrane. Gene Ontology annotation, molecular function: transmembrane transporter activity. Lineage: Eukaryota; Viridiplantae; Streptophyta; Magnoliopsida; Rosales; Rhamnaceae. The record is from RefSeq and is a predicted model, not a curated record.